GCGGCGGCCUGGCCAAUGGCUGGCAGCGGGGGCGGGCCCGCGGCGCGGUCACGUUUCCCGCUAUGUGACAGCGGGCGGCCCGGGGACAACGGGGACUCAGCCAUCGUGGCCCGGACGCACCGCAGGGGCGCGCGCCUCGAGGGAGCCAACAUGAGUGCCUUUGCGGUCCUGCCCCCCAGCCCCCCGGAGCCCCUCCCAGAGGACGUGGACAUGAGCAGUGGCUCCAGCGGGAACGAGGCCCAUGAGACCGGCUCCCCCAACGGUGACCACAGUGACAAAGGGCUGCGGACGCUGGCGGAGGCUCCCGGAGGCCCCCACAGCGGCGAGCCGUCGGCCAGGGCGGGGACACGCAGAGAGCUGCUUCGGACACUGCGGGAGCUGAAGCUGCAGCUCCCGGCAGACAGGAAGGCCCAGGGCGGAGCGGGCACACUGGCCACCCUGCAGUAUGCCCUGUGCAGUGUGCGGCGAGUCCGGGCCAGUGAGGAGUACUACCAGCCGCAGCUGCCGGGGGGCAGCGUCCUGGGCGCUGCCUGUGUGCCCACCUACACCCUGGGGGAGAUGAAGCAGGCUGCCUCGGAGCAGCUUCUGGACAACGUGGACAUGUUCGCGGCGGCCGUGUCCCUGGUGAGCGGACGAGCCCUGUUCGUGUCUGGCCAGGCCGCCUCCACCCUGGGCUGUGGCCCCGACGCCCUCCUGGAGACCAAGUUCACGGAGCUGCUGGCACCCCACGACGUGGGCCAUUUCCACAGCUGCACCGCCCCCUUCCAGCUGCCGCCCUGGAGCCUCCAUGGGGUCGAUGGGCCCCUCACUCGGGAACGCGCAAGGGAAAAGUCCUUCUUCUGCCGGGUCAGCGUCGGGAAGAGCCAGGAGACGGGGCUCCACUACCUGCCCUUCCGCAUGACACCGUACCUGGCCAAGGUCAGGGCGGCCCCGGGGGACGGGGAGAGCCCCCUGUGCUGCCUGCUGCUGGCCGAGAGGGUGCACUCAGGCUACGCGGCUCCUAGAAUUCCUCCAGAAAAGAGAAUUUUCACCACCACACACACACCAAACUGCCUGUUUCAGGAUGUGGAUGAGAGGGCCGUCCCGCUGCUGGGCCACCUCCCGCAGGACUUGGUGGCGACACCCCUGCUGCUGCAGCUGCACCCUGGGGACCGGCCGCUCAUGCUGGCGCUGCACCGCAGGGUCCUCCGCUCCGGUGGGCAGCCCUUCGACUACUCCCCGCUCCGCUUCCGUGCCCGCAACGGCGAGUACGUGACGCUGGACACCAGCUGGUCCAGCUUCGUCAACCCCUGGAGCAGGAAGGUGGCCUUCAUCAUAGGCCGGCACCGCGUCCGCACGGGCCCCCUGAAUGAAGAUGUGUUCGCGGCGGUCCCCCCGGAGGAGGAGCCCGGCCUGCAGCCCAGCGUCCAGGAGCUCGCAGGGCAAAUACACAGGCUGCUGCUGGAGCCCAUCCCCCACAGCGGCUCCAGUGGCUACGGGAGUCUGGGCAGCAGCGGCUCCCAGGACCAGCGCACGAGCCAGGCCUCCUCCAGCGACAGCAACGGUCUGGAGGAUGCCCGCCGGACCCCUGCCCGGGCCGGACCGCGCAGACACAGAAGCCGGGUGAAGCUGCCAGGCCGCUGUUCCCACAACUCCGGGGAGGAGAGGGAGGCAGCCACCGCCACGGCAGAGAAGCAAUUUCAGAAGACAGAACCCUCACCUUCUCAUCCCCAUAAAAUAAUGUUGGUUCAGACUCCCAGAGGGGGAGAAAUGUCAGGGAGAUGCCCAGAGGGCUCUGAGCCCCGACUCCAUCAGGACCCGGAGAGAGAAGAGGGAAAGGAAGGACACUCGGAAGGAGUCGCAGGUGGAGGUGAGCCCAGCGCCCACCCUGCUCAGCCGGGCAGUGUCCCCAUGGCAGACAAGGCGGGCUCAGGUGCCAGCCUCCCCGCACCCGGCCCCCCUGCCCGCGGCCUCCUGUCCUGCUGCACCCCGCCCCCUGGCUCCUACCAGCAGAUCAGCUGUUUGGAGAGCGUGGUCAGGUACUUACAGAGCUGCAGUGAGGCUGCCACGCUGAAGAGGAAGUGUGACUUCCCCGCGCGCACCCCCACACCCAGGGCCAGCGACAAGCGCAAGGCCCCCCAGGGGCCCCUGCUGCACCCUGCAGGGACGACCGUGCCCCCCGAGCCCGGCUGCCACCCCAAUGCUCACACCCACCUGCCCCCGCUGUCGCCACCCAGGAAGGCGGAGAGUGUGGUAUCGCUCAGCAAUGAGAGCAGCUACAGCAGCACCAUCGUGCACGUGGGCGACAAGAAGCCACAGCCAGAGCCGGAGCUGGCAGAGGAUGUGGCCACAGGGCUCGAGUCCCUGGACAGCCCCCUGGGCCCCGGGAAGCCCCACAGCCUCAGCCAGGACCAGGAGCCCUUGCGGACUCGGACGCGGGGCCUGACCAAGGAGGUGUUGGCGGCCCACACCCAGAAGGAGGAGCAGAGCUUCCUGCUCAAGUUCAAGGACUCCAGGAAGCUCAGAGCCUCCCAGCCCCCCUGUCAUGACCUGCAGGAAAGGGUCAGGGGGCCGUCACGUGAGCGAGCUGUGCCAGACGCCUGCUGGACCAGGAAGAGCUCCAAGACCAGGAGGCUCCAGGCCAGGCGGCUCAAGGCCCGGGGCUCAUCUCAGAGCACGGGGUCCAGGGGGCCCUCGCCCCGCCAGCCACCCCCACUGGGCCUCACCGCCUCGGCCUGGCCCCCCUUGGGCGCGGUACAGACCAGCUGCCCGGCUUACUCCCUGCCCGUGUUCCCGGUGCCUGCCGCUCCCCAGGCUGCCUUCCCCCUGCCCAUGGGGGCUGACGGCACCCUCCAGCCAUGGCUGCCCACCCUGGCCGUGCUGUGGCCUGGCCUCCCACCCCCCUGCGCGGCCCCCGGCCAGCCCGACCUCCCGCAGCAGCUCCCGGACAGUCCCCGGGCUGACAGUGGGCCGCCGUGUGCCAGCAUCCCAUGCUCCCAGACAUGGGCUGCUGCACCCCUGAGCCACGCCUCCCCUCCACCCUGCCCGUCCUGCCACAGCAGCUCCCCCCUGCAGCUCAACCUGCUGCAGCUGGAGGACUCAAUGGGCAGCACCCGGUGCCCAGACGGCAGGCCCAGCCCCUCCCGGGAGCCACCACCACCGCCACACACGGACAGAGAGAAGUUGAGAGAGGAGGGGGAGCAGAGAGACACCUGCAGCCCUGCCUCACCACUCAUGCAGUUUCCCUCCUGCAGGUGGGGACCAAGGGCUGGAACUCAGGUCCGUGUGCACUGUAAUAUGAGAGCUCCUGAGGAGCCCGCAGAGGGUCCUCACAGCGAUGCCCUCUCCUCGUCCAGCGACCUGCUCAGUCUCCUGCUGCGUGAGGGCCUCUGCUCCCCCGCAGGGUCUGGGAGUGGGGCGUCCGCCACCUCGGAGUCCCUGGGCUUGCUGGAUGGCGGGGACCACUCAGGCAGCGGCAGCAGGACAGGCAGCAGCUCCUGGGAGAACAACCACGGAGCCCAUGGAGCGGCGGUGGGGUGUGCCCUGCGGGAGCCGGCCUGGCUGCUGACGGCCCACGCCGACCCCCGUGUCCUGAUGACCUACCAGGUGCCCCCCCGUGACAUGGCCGAGGUCCUCCAGGCUGACCGCAAGAGACUGAGGCGGCUGCAGGGCUCCCAGCCCCGCUUCUCGGAAGCUCAGAGGCUCGAGCUGCAGGCAGUGCACCCCUGGGUGCAGGCGGGCGGCCUGCCCAAUGCCAUCAAUGUGGAGGGGUGUGCUUACUGCAGAAGCUGGAAGGCCAGCCUGGGCCCACCCGACGGAGACGUCCCCCCUCUGGGUCUCCUCGAGGCCGCAGACACCCAAGAGGGACCCUGCGGGGCCUCUCGGAGUCACCAAGACCAUGAGCAGAGGUGACAGCACCGGCCCGGCCCCCAGGAGCGAGCUAAGAAGUGCAAGCUGUCCUCCGUGCUGGCUUCCGUGUUUGGGGAGGGCCGGAUUUGCUGAGGGCCAGAAGCAUCUGGGAGAAAUGCAGGCUCAAUUCAGACCGGCAGACGCACGGGUCCCGUCCUUUAAGGGGCAGGGCUGCUGCCCGCUGGCCUUCGGAAGCCCUCCUGCACUGUGAGGCCCUGUCCCCUGCCCCUCGUCCUCGGGGGCCGGCUCGUCCCCAGGUCCCCAGGUCCUGUCCGCGUCACCAGCUCCCUCUGACCGUCCCCCCAGGCCCCUCUGCGUGGCCUCACACCCUCCGUGUCCCAGGUGAGGUGAGGGGAGAUGAGCCGUGUGGGGGCUGCCCCAGGGCGGGGUCCUCUCUCUGCGAUGGUCCUGGGAGCCCCUGAAUGCUUGGGAAGUGAGCAGAUGUGGGCAGUGUCCCUGGCCCGAACCUUCUAGAAAGAACUGCGGGGGCCCCCUGGGGGCAGAGUGCUGGGCAGUGCCGCCGGCCUCUGUGUCCUCCAGAGCCCACGUCUCCCGGACCCUCAGAGGAGGGUUGCCCCAUGGCACAGCAAGACAAGCAAGGGUCACUAAGCCUGGCCGCAGGGUCGUGAGGUCCGCUGGGCUGUCCUGCCCUUCAAGGUUCUGUGACCCUUAUUUAACUGACGCCGUGACCUCUGGGCUACAGCUGCUGUCUGCCAGCCGGGGACAGUCCCCCGGCGUCCCCGUGUCGUCAUUGCUGUAGACACUGUCUGCCUGCCACUGGGCCGCGACCGACGGGAGCCAUAGUGACUGUUGAUGCGUCCAGCUGGGAGCCAGCGGAGUCCCCUUGGCUCUGUGCUUCUGUCCUAAACUGAGCCUCAGCGUGUCCCGGCGUGGGGGCGUGGCAGGCCCUGUGCCCCCAGAGACGCUCCUGUCACUCACUGUGACGCUACUGUCUGUCUGAAGGCUUGCCUUUCCGGAGUUGGUGAAUAAAGCAAUUCUAUUUUUAUCUUG
Molecule: messenger RNA, 4899 nt
Organism: Erinaceus europaeus (western European hedgehog)
Lineage: Eukaryota; Metazoa; Chordata; Mammalia; Eulipotyphla; Erinaceidae
Gene: PER2
Product: period circadian regulator 2
Exons: 24
Coding region: 16-3891 (1291 amino acids)
Biological process (GO): circadian regulation of gene expression; negative regulation of transcription by RNA polymerase II; entrainment of circadian clock by photoperiod
Cellular component (GO): nucleus; cytoplasm
Molecular function (GO): transcription corepressor binding; transcription cis-regulatory region binding
Source: RefSeq, a predicted model, not a curated record